Messenger RNA from Eimeria necatrix, 2109 nucleotides. RefSeq names its product subtilase family serine protease, putative. Gene Ontology annotation, molecular function: serine-type endopeptidase activity. The transcript has 4 exons. Lineage: Eukaryota; Apicomplexa; Conoidasida; Eucoccidiorida; Eimeriidae. The record is from RefSeq and is a predicted model, not a curated record. Gene Ontology annotation, biological process: proteolysis. The coding region runs from base 1 to 2109 and encodes 702 amino acids.
AUGGCGCGAGCGCCGCUCCGCGCGCUCUGCUGGCUCGGCCUGUGCUGCCUGUGCGCUGCUGCAGCAGCCACCACCGCCACCGCCAGCAGCAGCAGCAGCAGCAGCAGCAGCAGCGGCAGCAGCAGCAGCAGCAGCAGCAGCAGCGGCAGCAGCAGCAGCAGCAGCAGCAGCAGCGGAACAGAAGUGGAUCCUUCCAGAAGGCUGCUGGUGACUUACAAAGACGCCUGCGCUGCAGCAGAAACGGCAAACCGCGUGCUGCGUUCGGUGUUGUCGGGGGGGGAGUUUCGCCGCGGGAUUAAAAGAGAAGAAUCCUUUUUGACUGAAAAGCGCGUGGGGGACUUCUCCGCAUAUUCGACGGACGUUUUUUCGCUGACUGCCAAGUUCGAGGAGGCCCUCCCCAGCAGCAGCAGCAGCAGCAGCAGCAGCAGCAGCAGCAGCAGCAGCAGCAGCAGCGGGUGCCAGGUGCAGCAAACCACGCUGAAGCAAGUGGGAGUUUCUGUCAUUUCUUUUUCUCUUUGUCCUUUUUUGGAUCUCAAAAACUUCAAAAGUGUUUUGAAAGAAGAAGACUGCGUCGCCUCCGUCGACCCCGACGCCUUCGUCCAAAUCCAGCAGCAGCAGGAGGAGGAGGAUGAGGAGGAGGGGAAUUACUGGGAGGAGCUGGUGAGUUUGUCGGAAGCAAAAGCAGCAGCAGUUUGCGGCGAAGAAGUGGUGGCGGGGGUGAUAGACUCGGGGCUGCAGCUGCAGCACGAGCUGCUGCUGCCGCUGCUGUGGGUCAAUCCCGGAGAAGUUUUGGACAACAAAGACAACGACAGAAAUGGAUAUUUAGAUGACAUUAAUGGAGUUAAUUUCAUCGACAAGUUUAGUCCUCCAGAAGACACUCAUGGCCACGGCACCCACGUCGCCGGCAUCUUUGCUGCUGCUGCUACGCGACCCAGACGCAGCAGCAGCAGCAGCAGCAGCAGCAGCAGCAGCAGCAGCAGCACCAGCACCAGCACGAGGAGCGCUGGCGGCAGCGAGGCGCAGCCCCCUGCAGCACCACCAGCACCUGCACCAGCACCAGCAGCAGCAGCAGCAGCAGCAGCAGCAGCAGCAGCAGCAGCAGCAGCAGCAGCAGCAGGAGGAGGUGUGGGGUGCAGCAAAAUAAGAAUAGCAGCCCUGCGUUUCAUAGACUCUCGGGGCUCUGGGCUGGUGUCUCUUGCCAUUGAAGCCAUUAAUUAUGCCAUUAACAAAAACUUCCAACUUACCAUUAACAGCUGGGGGGGCCCCUUUGCUUCUGCUGCGCUGCGGGGGGCGCUGCAGCGCAGCAGCAGCAGCAGCAGCAGCAGCAAGCAGCAGCAGCUGUUCGUGGCUGCUGCUGGCAACCAGGGGGCCCCCCUGCAUGCAAAACCCUCCUUUCCUGCUGCUUUUAAUUUGCAAAAUGUUUUAACUGUUGCUGCUUCUGACAAAAAGGAUUUAUUGGCGGACUUUAGCAACUAUUCUGAGGUGUACGUACACCUGGCGGCCCCAGGAGUGGGCAUUAGAAGCUCCUUUCUCCAAAACUCCUUUUUGCUGCUCUCCGGAACUUCCAUGGCAGCUCCUGCUGCUGCUGCUGCUGCUGCGCUGCUGUUUGCUGCUGCGCCCACCAACGCAGUCGAAGUCAAGCAGCUGCUGCUGCAGCACUCCGACAAACUCCCGGCCCUCAAAGGGAAAGUGCAAUCGGGGGGGCGGCUGAAUGCCUAUAAAGCGCUGAUGGCCUUCAAAGAGCUGAAGCAGCAGCAGCAGCAGCAGCAGCAGCAGAAGCAGCAGCAGCAGCAGCAGCAGCAGCAAGAGGAGGAGCUUCGGAGGAAAAAGCUAGCAGCAAAUAACAACCAAUUGUCUCCUUUUGUCUCCUUUUUAACUUCCACUUGGGCCCUGGCCUUUUUGCCUUUUCAAUUCCUCGCCAGACUCAUCGGUGCUGCUGCAGCAACGCAGUUCCUGCAGCAGCAGCAGCAGCUGCUGCUCCUCACGCAGCAGCACAAGCAGCAGCUGCAGCAGCAGCAGCAGCAGCAGCAGCACGAAAACAAAGAGCUGGUCCUACAACGCGGACUGCCACAGCAGGAACAGCAAACUGCACUGCAACACCAACUAUAA